Oryzias melastigma (Indian medaka) is the source of this 3514-nucleotide messenger RNA. It is a transcript of the gene apba2a, whose product is annotated as amyloid beta (A4) precursor protein-binding, family A, member 2a. The record is from RefSeq and is a predicted model, not a curated record. Lineage: Eukaryota; Metazoa; Chordata; Actinopteri; Beloniformes; Adrianichthyidae. The coding region runs from base 327 to 2864 and encodes 845 amino acids. The transcript has 11 exons. Gene Ontology annotation, biological process: chemical synaptic transmission. Gene Ontology annotation, molecular function: protein binding; amyloid-beta binding. Gene Ontology annotation, cellular component: dendritic spine; plasma membrane; cytoplasm.
GUUAUUUAAAACUACAUUUUUUGUUGACUUAUAAACUGAUAUUUGGUAAAAUCUUUAUACAGCCUUCAAUAAAAUUUAUGAUAUAAAAUGAUUAUUAUUAUAAGUACUCUAAAAUAUGUUUUUUUUAAAUUAAUGUAUUUCCUUUUUCUUUUCACUGGGAGUGAACCAAUUCAAGGGGCGUGUUUCCUACACAUGUUCCUGGGCUGCUGUGCCUUCACCCCCCCUUCCCGGAGAGCAUCCUGAUCUGAUCAACGCGGCAUUUUACAAAGAGGGCCGCCCACAUAAACGGAUGUCGGGUUUAGGGUUAUGGACCUCUGGGGCCUAUUAUGGCUCAUGAAAAAAUCCCAGGAGCCAUUAAAAGGGUUGUGGCUCCCAGUUCUUCGUCGUCCCCUGGUGCAGAACUUAAGGAAACGAGCCAAGAAGAGCGGCGAGGCUCGAUAAGAGAGGCGACCCAGCAGCCACCUUGUUCUUCGAAGGAUGAAAACAAUGACCAGUCAACUCCUGCUUCUGAAAAGCACUAUCACAUGAGUUCCAACCCAAGUCCAGAGGACAUGGAGGACACCUGCUCGGAGUAUGACAACGUGGGCUCUGACGUGGAGCAGGACUAUGACGAGGUGCUGCAUUUAAACAGAGAGGGCGUCGUGGAUGUGAGAUGCUACAAAAACUACAGUUCAGAGGAGGAAAAGCAUGCGGCGCGGGAAAAUCCAAAGGAGAGCACGUCUUCUUCACUUGACCAAAUCACCCAAAGGCCACUUCGAAGCACAGAAAAAAGUGAUGGAUCACAAUCAAACAAUAAUCCACACCGAUUAAGGUCACACUGUGCUGCAAGAGCACGAGCAGAAGUGGAGGGAGCUGUGAAAAAGAGCCACAGAGACAAGUUCUUCCCCAAAGAUGGAGACGAGUUAGAGGAGGUGCUACAUGGAGCCAGAUUUAUAGAGGAUUUAGAGGAGGCGGAUAAUAAUGUUCAAAGACCUAAAAGCCUUUAUCAGGAUGAACAGAAUGAGAGGAUUAGAAAGGGAAGUGAUGAAAGAAAAAAAGAUGACAGUCGAGGUGCAAGAAAUCAUAAUAUCCAAGGAUUCAAUAGGAAGUGUGAGACAUCUCACAGGGUUUCAAAGGACGUGCAAUGUAAAGGGCAGUUCAGGAAGACCACAGGAGAAGAUGCUGAACAAAACCAUCCCGGGAUUAAAGGAUGCACGACCAACAACUCCGAGCAGCGUCCAAAGACUUUACCCAAGGAAUGUAAAAAGUCUGCAGUGAGAUCCAAGGGGAGAUCCGGCGCCAACAAGCCUCAUCCUCCUCCUCCACCACGUCACUCUCAUGCACAGUCACCUCCCAACCCCCAGAAUGCCCAGCCUGACAGACCCAUUCCCAGCGCUCCCAGGCCCUCCUCUGCUUACAGCCGUGAGAGCGAUCCAAGGGUUAUCAAGCCAUCUGCGGUUCCUCACCACGCAGCCGAACAACAGAGAGAGUCCUUUGAGGAAAGGCAAAGAAUGCCGGAGAAACCAGAGCAGCAGGACGAGAGGCCAAACCUGAGUGUGAUGCCUGAGGAAGCACCAGAGCAGCAAAGGGAGCCUCAGUGUCCAGAGUCAGUCUGUGCAGAGGAAAGCAACACUGCUAAGGAAGCUGCUUCUUUUCCCAGCUUUGAAGAUGGUAAAUAUUACAAAUAUUAUUCUAAAAUGAUGAACACAUUUCAGAGCACUGCGAGUCUUUGUUCUGAAGUUCCAGGCCCCUGUGAGCCGGAGGAUCUCAUCGAUGGGAUCAUCUUUGCUGCUAACUACCUCGGCUGCACACAGGUGAUGUCCGACAAAAAUCCAUCCAAGUCGGUCCGAAUGUCUCAAGCCCACGAAGCCAUCAGUCACAUCAAGAGUCAGGAUGAAGACUCUCAGAUGAUGACUGAAGUGGAUCUGUUCAUCUCCACUAAAGCUGUCAAAGUGCUGAACGCUGACACACAGGAGACGAUGAUGGACAGUGCCUUGCGAACCAUCUCCUACAUCGCUGACAUCGGCAGCAUCGUGGUGUUGAUGGCUCGGCGGCGCGUCUCUCAGGCCACGCCGGAGGACUUUUCGGAACCCCCUGACUCCCCCAGCGACGAAAAGAGUCAGUACAGAAUGAUCUGCUAUGUCUUCGAGUCAGAAGAUGCGCAGCUGAUUGCACAGUCCAUUGGUCAGGCUUUUAGUGUCGCCUACAGAGAAUUCCUGCGAGCCAAUGGUAUCAACCCAACCGACCUGAGCCACAAACAAUACAGCGACAUUAUCAACUCACAGGAGAUGUACCACGACGACCUUGUCCAUUUCUCAAACUCAGACAACUGCAAAGAGGUGUAUUUAGAAAAGCAGAAAGGGGAGAACCUCGGUGUGGUAAUAGUGGAGUCCGGCUGGGGCUCCAUUCUGCCCACCGUCAUCCUGGCCAGUAUGCUGAACAGCGGCCCCGCAGCUCGUUCUGGAAAACUCAGUGUGGGGGACCAAAUCAUGUCCAUUAAUGACACCAGUCUGGUGGGACUGCCGCUGGCCACCUGUCAGGGCAUCAUCAAGGGUCUGAAGAAUCAGGUCAAAGUAAAGCUGAGUAUUGUGAGCUGCCCUCCUGUCACCACUGUCCUCAUCAAGAGACCGGACCUUAAGUUUCAGCUCGGCUUCAGUGUUCAGAAUGGCAUCAUCUGCAGUUUGAUGCGAGGCGGCAUCGCUGAGCGAGGGGGUGUCCGAGUAGGUCACAGGAUCAUCGAAAUAAAUGGUCAGAGUGUUGUUGCCAUGGCGCACGAGAAGAUUGUACAAACCCUCUCUGUCUCAGUUGGUGAGAUCAACAUGAAGACGAUGCCUGCGGUGAUGUUCAGACUGCUGACGGGACAGGAAACGCCUGUUUACAUUUAGAGGCCUGUAUUGAACAGUGAAGACAGACGGAUGAAUGGCUGGAUAGGCGAGAAUUUAUUUUUCUAUUAUUUCCAUUUUGGGCUCUUGCUGCGAUGCUGUAAGGAGCAUCUCGUUGUCAUUUUUCAGGUUUUCUCUUGAACUACAUCGUCAUAAUGGCCUUAUAAAUGUGAACACUGUCUGUAGUGCUGUAUGUGAGUCUCUGGUGUUGAAGAGAAGUAGCUUUAUGGUCAUGAUUAUUUUCUUAUAAAGAGAUAAAUGAGUAAAAUUAUUUUUCAUUUAGUCAUUUUUAUAAUGUGUAUGGGUUUGAAAUAAUUGUUCCUGUAUUGUAAAUAUAUUUGGAUUAGAAAGGCCAUAUUAUUCCUUCAGAAUUUAUGCAUGUGAACAUGAAAAGUAAUUGACCUGGGACUCAUUCUUAAUCUGACGAUAUAAUCUAUAACACUAAGUAUUAAAGGACGGUAAAAAGUAACUGGGAGGAGGGCUUGAACUGUGUGUGAUGGUGAUGCUAAAGGCCAAAGCUACACCUGCUUCUAAAAAACAGUGUGGGGGGGAUCAGUACCUUUGACUGACUGUAUAUUAAUGUAUGAAUAUGCUUGUGCUGAAUGAAUGUAAUGAGAAAAUCCAACAAAAUUACAGUUUGUCUGCUGACUCAA